Molecule: messenger RNA, 848 nt
Organism: Drosophila ananassae
Lineage: Eukaryota; Metazoa; Arthropoda; Insecta; Diptera; Drosophilidae
Product: trypsin inhibitor ClTI-1
Exons: 1
Coding region: 274-501 (75 amino acids)
Molecular function (GO): protein binding
Source: RefSeq, a predicted model, not a curated record
UGCUCCGCUUCGGGCCAUAAAUUAUGCAAAUUAUUGGCACUUCAGGUACUGAAGACGGCAACUUGACAAAGCUUUAGCCAGCUAAUUGAGCAAUUAUUCCAGCUUUAGUUUGAAAAGCAAAGCAAGCCAAUAAAAAUCCCCCACAACUUCAAAGCCCAAUGAGAAAUGAUAAGAUAAAAAGUCAAAUCGAACCCCGCCAAAGCUCUAUUAGGCCAACAAAAGAGUCGAACAGCCAUAGCGAGUCAGUGUUGAACGUGGAUUAAGUCCGACGACAUGAAAUUUCUAAGCAUUCUGUUGGCCCUGUGCCUCGUGUUGGCCCUGGCCCUAUCUCCCAGCCGUGCCGAGGAGGAAAAGGUAAUCUGUCCCUGUCCCCGGAACUACGACCCUGUGUGCGGAUCCAACCUGAAAACGUAUCCCAAUCGAUGCGAAUUCGACUGCAAGCGUCGCCAGGAGGCACGGAAAGGACGCAGCAUGGACAUCCUGAGGAGUGGCACCUGCUAAAUACUGAAAACCAACCCCCCCCCAACCUGAUCACCUGGAAUCGGAAUAACCCAAGAAUUUAAUAUCAUGCUUUGUAUUAAUCAUCAGUGUGAAAUAUAUAGAAAUAAGCUUAUCAGCCCAAACAGACGACAUUGCAAUUGAUAGCGUUUCAAAGUCUUAUCAGAGAAUACGAAUCGUAAAUAAUGCGACACUGAGAGAAAACAAUAACCUACAAAUAGAUCACUGUGAUUGGCGAAUUUAACACGUUAGGCCUCAGGGGUUGCCUGUCAGAGAUUAAAUCAACGGAAGAUAAUAAAUUAUGAGUAAUGCUUUACAACUUCAAAAUACAAUAAAUCUUCUGGAAGCAA